GGACCAAUAAAUGAGCUCGAUCUGAGAGGAACAAGAUGUUGAAGUCUAGCUGGACUUGUUUUGUUUUGGUUUGAGUCACCAGAGACAAUGUGACUGUUAAAUAACAGUUUAGGCAUUAAGGAAUAUUAAUAUCUCAUAUGUUUGUGGCAAUGGGGUCACUGAAGCUCAACGUUGGACAGGAAGAUUCAGCGACGGUGGCAACAGUUGCCGAGGCCAAGUUGGUGUGCCAGGGAGUAAACAACCAGACCUACAUCUGUGAGUCGGGUCACUGCUGUGGAGAGACCAUGUGCUGCAGCUACUACUAUGAACUGUGGUGGUUCUGGUUGGUGUGGACUCUGAUCAUUAUCCUGACAUGCUGCUGUGUUUGUCAGCACUGGCGCUCCAAGCAGCGCUUUCAGCAGCAGCGCCGGCAGAACGAGAUUAACCUCAUCGCAUACAGAGAGGCUCAUAACAACUCUCAACUUCCACUCUAUCUCAGAUUCUUGCCCACUUACCUGCUGCCAGCCUAUGACGAGGUAGUUGACCGUCCAGCCACGCCUCCUCCUCCCUACACCCCUCUUCAGUCAGCACCUCCACCCACAGCCCCACCUGAUGAAUCUCGUUGCCCCCACUUGGCCAUCUCCGUCCCCAGUGAUUGUGAUGCAGCACUCCCCGCUACUCCAGAGGUCACGCACAACCACCUUCAAAGCGCUCACAACCCCAACAAGGACUCGACGCCGGGCAGGUACCGGCGCUUCACAGGGGAUUCUGGCAUUGAAGUGUGCGAUGGCCAGGAGCUGUGGGAUCAGCACAGCUUUUUAGAAAGAGAAGAAGAGACAGCGGAAGAGGAAGUGGGGCAAAUGGAGGACACGUGUGAUCCCUCUGGUCCUGAGACCUUUGAACACAACCAUUGUGGUGGUGUCGUCAUUCAUGGAAACACAGAUGGACACACAGCUGUGGAUACAGACACAGUCUCUUAGGUAAUCCAAAAAAAUGCAGUCCUGAAA
Molecule: messenger RNA, 986 nt
Organism: Sebastes umbrosus (honeycomb rockfish)
Lineage: Eukaryota; Metazoa; Chordata; Actinopteri; Perciformes; Sebastidae
Product: WW domain binding protein 1-like
Exons: 4
Coding region: 138-959 (273 amino acids)
Source: RefSeq, a predicted model, not a curated record